CCCCAUCCCCGCAACCGGCGUGCUCCCGAGAGGACCGGACGAUGGCCGGGCCGGGGGUCAGAGGAGCCCCGGCGAGAUGGCUGGGCAUUGGGCUUUGGGGUCUCUUCCUGCUCCGCGGGUGCCUGUCGCUGGAGGUGUCUGUGGGCAAGGCCACUACCAUCUACGCUGUCAAUGGCACCGAGAUCCUGCUGCCCUGCACCUUUUCCAGCUGCAUCGGCUUCGAGAACCUCCGCUUCUGGUGGUCCUAUAACAGCAGCGAUACAUUCAAGAUUCUCAUAGACGGAACUGUGAAGAACGAGAAGUCUGACCCCAAGGUGAAGUUGAGAGAUGAGGAGCGCAUCACUCUGGUGGGGUCCACGAAGGAGAAGAUGAACAAUAUUUCCAUUCUGCUGAGGGACCUGGAAUUCAGUGACACGGGCAAAUACACCUGCCACGUGAGGAACCCCCGGGAGUACUACCUUGAGCACCAGGCCACCAUCUUCCUCCAAGUUGUUGACAAACUGGAGGUGGUGGACAACACCUUGAUGCGCAUCAUCCUGGCGGUUGUGGGCGGGGUCAUCGGGCUCCUCAUCUUCGUCUUGCUGCUCAAGAAGCUCAUCACCUUCAUCCUCAAGAAGACCCAGGAGAAGAAGAAGGAAUGUCUCGUGAGCUCCUCCGGGAACGACAACACAGAGAACGGGCUGCCUGGCUCCAAGGCCGAGGAGAAACCACCCACCAAAGUUUGAUCCCCUGCUUCGGGCCAAGAAGCCACCCAGGGAGCCUUCCUCUCUGACGACAAACUGAUGCUUGGGCUGUGUCUGUAGAACCCACGUGCCUGAGACUUCUGCUGCUUGGCUCCAACUGUAGUUUUUUUGGUCAAGGAGAAAUGGGUUCUCUCAGCUGCCAUCCCCCACCCCACUCACCCAGCCAGAGCACCCCAGGGAUCAGGGCUGGCAGGGCCAGGGUGUGGAAGGUGUGCCCUGGGCAAGGCAGGCUGGGGAGGGGGCAGGAAUAGGACUCUGAGCCAGUGAUCCCCAGCUAGCUGGGUAGGUGGGUUGUCUUCAGCAUGCCUCUCCCCACACCUCCCUGUCUGGGCAGGACUUUAGCUUCCCUCCGGAUUUCUCCUCCAGAGGGAUUUGGGGCUGAGGGACGGCCGAUCUAAUAGCUGGACUCCGGAGAGGGGUUGGAGAAAGGAUGCGGAGGAUGAACCUGUUGUGAUGGGACUGGCAGUGCAGGGCACAGGGGGCCUUUCUGAGAGCUGUUGGUGAGCCCUGCUGGAGGGGGCUAGGGUAAGAGGCCAGCCUCCACUGUGGGGGGGUGCCUGGUCCCCAACAAUCCUUCUGCCUGGGGGAGCAUAACAUACAACUUAACAACUCCUCCUUUUCCCAACUUCCUGCCUUGGCCCUAGCCCUCCACUCUGGAUUUCUGUACCCUCCUCAGGAAGGGCCAGCUGCCUGGACCUUGGGGGGCCUGGACCCACCUGCCUGCCCUUCUGAUCUCUUGCUGAGGAGCGGAUGAAAGCACCCUCACCCCCAUCUGGGCUUUCUGUCUUACCAGCCUGUCCUCACUUUUCUCCUUUGGGCAUCAGGAUCACCAAGAUGGGCAAGUCAGAGUCCGCCGAGGUGACUCCGCCCCUGGCAUGUCCAUUCCAGCCCUGCCAAGCUGGCAAUGAGGCAUGGGCAGGGCCACUGCCACCACUGGGAAGGCUAAGCCCCUGCCCUUCCUUCCCUGUGAAACAGCAGGUGGUGCCAUCCUGCCUGGCUCUCCUCCCCCUGGCUUGUUUUUCCUGUGCCCACACCAUCACCCGCCCUCCCUGCCCCAGGUUAAUCCCCAGUCCUGGGCCAAGGGCCUCCCUUCCCUUCAGGAUUGUCUUCCUUUGAACGAGGGGGGGAUCGUUGGGUUUUCUGGCUGCUUCCUCCUUCAGCUGCGCCACACCCUUUCCUUUGGGGGGAGCAGGUUCCCUCUGCUUUUCUGAGAAUUGUGUGCACCCCCCGGGUGAGGGGCUAGACUGUGCCUUAGCUCCCUGAAGCCUAGCAUGUACCCCAUCUUCCAAGAGCCCGACUUUCCUGACUUAACAGCUGACUCUGGUGUGACAGUGACCCAAGGUCAUAGAGGGGCCUCAGGGGGCUUUUUGGAGUGGGGGUAGAAUUAGGACACCACUGGUUCCUUGGCCAGGGACUGAGUCUUGGAGACACUGGCCAAGGUUGGAGAUGUGGGUGAGGGGUGGCAGGGAGAUGUGGUCAUUUUGCCAUCUGUGCCCCCUUGCCCACUCUCGUAUGGAAUUUCUGAGUCUCUGUGCUCUGGGAUCUCAGGACGGGCCAGAGGGGCAUAGAUAGUCCUGCUUCGCAGAUUAGAUGCUAUGGGGAUUGUCUCAGGGCCCUCCCUGCCAAAGAGUAAUAGCAAGCUUCCCAGAACGAUGGGGGGUGGGGGGACGGGACUUGAACAUCAACCCGUGGUAGAAUCCCCAUGGGUUGUGUCCUUUGACCGUCCUUCAACUCCAAGGGGGCUCACCAGUCCUCACGCUGCUUUCUUCCACUCCCCCGUGGUUCUCUCUCCCAGAAGCUACUCUGGGUUCGAGUUCAGAUUUUCCUGGCUUUGAGAGCAGACAGACGGAAGCUAGCAGCCAUGUAGAAUACUUCUUACAGCUGCCGUCCUGUGGAACUGCGUCCCGCUUCAAUCCUGACAGCCGAGCUGGCAGAACACCCUGGGGCUCCUGGUGAGGAAGCCCAGAGAGUGGUCCACGGAAAGUGGGGGCAGGAGGGGGCAUCACCAGGCCUUUCCACCUCUUGGUCUACAGCUGAGGCCUACGCGGGCCAGAUCUCUUCUGUGGGCUCGUCUUUUUUCAUCUGCAAAAUGUAAUAAUACCUGCCUCACAAGACUGUUGUGAGCUUGGUAAGUUUUCAUCGAAAAAAGAAACAUCAUCUUGAUUUGGAAAAGGACCGGGGAGACCAGUAUGGUAACUGGAAGGAUUGUUCCGAAUCCCUCCUGCCCUUAGCUCGGUGUGUUAGCCAACAGCACACACAUCACACACCGCACACACACGGACAUUGUUUCUCCCUAUCUGCCCUCAGACUCAUGUUAACAUUUGUGCUGUAAGAAUGCUUGACUCAGAUGCGGUAAGGUUUUUUCCCCCCAUGGCUAUUGUAUGGUGGUUUUCAAUAGAGCUGAUUGGAAUGGUAGGGGAGAGAUUUUUGGUGGCCCCAAUGCCUGGGGUGGGUUGGGGGAAUGACUGGUAUUUGGAGGGUGGGAACUAUGAAUGCUAAACUUCUCAGUGUGGGACAGUCCCCACAACAAAGCAUUGACCUGCCCCCCUGAUGCCAGCAUUAGCCUCACCGAGGCACAUUGGCCCGGAUUUGCAGUCGGAUGUCCAUGGGCAAAGACAGGGCUCCAGUGACCUCGGGGUUGGG
Echinops telfairi (small Madagascar hedgehog) is the source of this 3386-nucleotide messenger RNA. RefSeq names its product sodium voltage-gated channel beta subunit 4 (gene SCN4B). The transcript is spliced from 5 exons. Gene Ontology annotation, biological process: regulation of sodium ion transmembrane transporter activity; regulation of ventricular cardiac muscle cell membrane repolarization; cardiac muscle cell action potential involved in contraction. The record is from RefSeq and is a predicted model, not a curated record. NCBI's taxonomy places the organism in Eukaryota, Metazoa, Chordata, Mammalia, Afrosoricida, Tenrecidae. Gene Ontology annotation, cellular component: voltage-gated sodium channel complex; membrane. Gene Ontology annotation, molecular function: sodium channel regulator activity; transmembrane transporter binding. Bases 42 to 725 code for a protein of 227 amino acids.